AUGUCCAAUGUCAAUUAUCCAGUUCAAUUACAACAGCAAAUUCCACCACAAUAUCAGCAACCUAUUCAACAGCCUGUUACCUCUGUCUAUUCCCAAAUUGAUCAACACUAUGUUACGCAAGCAAUGACUAUACCACCGCAUGUUCGCCGGUCAGCAUUUGGCUUAGCAAUUGCUUUACUGAUUUUAGGUAUCAUUUCUAUCAUCUUUGGAGGUAUCAGCUUUAUAUUCAGUCGUAGCUUUGUUACCUUAAUUGGAGCGAAUAUUUGGGUUGGACUGAUUUACACAAUCGCUGGUUCUUUAGCUAUUGCACAUCACCAAGUUCCAACCAAUGUUAGCUUGUUACACUCUUUCUACGCAUUCUCCAUCAUUGCCUUUAUCUUCUCCCUACCUCACUUUGGUAUAUCCGUUGCAAGCUUAGUAUAUAGCUACUACGUAUUUAUUCCAUCAGGAAUCAUUUCCACUUGCUUGUCUAUCUCUGGUUUCUCCCUUACAUUGGCUUUCAUUGUUAUCCUCUCAAAGUACAUUUAUUGCGUCAAUCCGGGUGCUACCGUUCCAGGCAGAGUUUAUACCAAUUUCACUUCAGAUCCAGUCCAACCUGCAGGGAUGCCUUACGUAGCCUCACAACAAAUACCAGCUAAUCCUAUUCAGCAAACGCAAGUUGGUAGUCCUGUCAUUUAUCCAGGAGGAACUACUAUGCCAUCUACCGCAAUUAUGAAUCCUCAAUCAACAACUAUGACAAGUGAGAAGGGAAAAGCUUUAAAUUACUUUCCUCGCUAA
Messenger RNA from Trichoplax adhaerens, 777 nucleotides. RefSeq lists its product as uncharacterized. Lineage: Eukaryota; Metazoa; Placozoa; Uniplacotomia; Trichoplacea; Trichoplacidae. The transcript is spliced from 6 exons. The record is from RefSeq and is a predicted model, not a curated record. Bases 1 to 777 code for a protein of 258 amino acids.